AUGACAUCAAAAUAUAUAAAAGCAAGGAACCGAUGUAUAUUUUUAAUUAUGUUCGCUAUUUGCUUAUUGUUUGUUAACUUCUUUCUCGUUGAGAGUAAGAAUUACUAUGACCUCGCAGAAGCCACGAGUCAUUUUAAUGAGUUUAUUAUCACUUAUAAUAAGCAGUACAGAAAUGAAGUAGAAAAGUUUACACGAUUCCUGAUAUUCUCUGUAAACCUUGUGGAAAUUAAUCGGAAGAAUGCAGAGAGUACACACGCUGUUUAUGGUAUAACACUGUUUUGUGAUUUGACCUAUGAAGAGUUCCUCAAGUAUGCUACGGGGCUGAACGGUACGGGUGACCCAAAAUGCUCUUCUUCAAUUAGCCAAGUCAACUCCUCAAUAAUAGCACCUGAUUCAUUCGACUGGAGGACGGAGAACGUUGUCAGCCGAGUCAAGGAUCAGCAAAUAUGUGGUUCCUGCUGGGCUUUUGCAGCUACAGGAGCUGUCGAGAGUCAAUAUGCAAUAAAGCACAAGACAAUUCAAGAAGUGUCCGAACAGCAGCUGGUCGAUUGCGACCAGAGAUCCUCGGGAUGUGGAGGAACAAAUAGUUUGGACAAUCCAUUCUUAUAUUUUAUAGAAAAUGGAGCAAUGUCAGAAAAAGACUACCCAUAUGAAUCGAAACACCAUACUAAAUGUCGAUUUGAGAAGGAAAAAGUGAAGGUUACAGUAAAGGGUUGCAGAAAUUUGGAUGUUGGUAGAGAUGAGGAAAAAUUAAAGAAAUUAUUACACCAAAAUGGCCCCACAACGAUUGCGCUCGAUGCUACUCCACUCAGCAAAUAUAUAAAUGGAAUUGUCAAAUCUUCAGAAUGUAAGAGUAAAACUAUUAACCACGCUGUGCUGCUUGUUGGAUAUGGAACAGAAAAUGGUAUUCCGUACUGGAUCGUGAAAAAUUCUUGGGGUCCGGCUUGGGGUGAAGAUGGCUAUGUUCGAAUCGAGAGAGGCGUCAACUGCAUCAAUAUGAUGAUAGCAGCUCCAGUACAGCCUAUUUUGGAUUGAUAUAUUAAAUUUAUCCAUUGAAA
Molecule: messenger RNA, 1058 nt
Organism: Pieris brassicae (large cabbage white)
Lineage: Eukaryota; Metazoa; Arthropoda; Insecta; Lepidoptera; Pieridae
Product: procathepsin L-like
Exons: 7
Coding region: 1-1035 (344 amino acids)
Cellular component (GO): lysosome
Molecular function (GO): cysteine-type endopeptidase activity
Source: RefSeq, a predicted model, not a curated record